Molecule: messenger RNA, 708 nt
Organism: Fusarium mangiferae
Lineage: Eukaryota; Fungi; Ascomycota; Sordariomycetes; Hypocreales; Nectriaceae
Exons: 1
Coding region: 1-708 (235 amino acids)
Source: RefSeq, a predicted model, not a curated record
AUGGGCAGUCUUGAUAACAUCAUUCCUCCAUUCCCAGAUGAUGUGCCUACCGUGCCGAUUGCCCGGAUCUCAUAUUCUAAGCUGAAAUGCUCGGAUGAAAAUGAGAUGAUCAAAGUUCUCAACGCUUCUCAAUCAGACGGAUUCUUCUAUCUUGAUCUCAUCGAUGAGCCCGUGGGACAAUCUCUUCUGAAUGACACUGAAGAUGUCCUUACUAUCUCAAAACGCGCUCUCAACAUCCCUCUCGAUCAAAAGAUGGAGUGCGUCGCAGAGCGGGGCAAAGAAAUGUUCGGCUACAAACCCGCUGGGGCAGUGAAGCAGACCGAUAAAGAUGCACGACUCGAUACAACAGAGUUCUUUAACGUGAGCAAAGAUCACUUGUUAGGAAAGUCUGAGUCACGAAAUUAUCCUGCAGAGAUCACCAAUCAGUGGAAGGAUUUGGGGAGGUUUGCUCAGAAUUGUCACUCUUUGGGACUUAUGAUCCUUCGUGUCUUAGCAGAACAACUCGACCUACCGUCUGAUGAGUUUGCGAAAAGGAACAAGAUUUCCUCGAUUUCGGGAGACCACAUCAGAAUGACCAAGAUGCCGGGUUGCGACUUUGUGGAUAGUGAAAGAAUUGGUCUUGCCUCCCAUACCGACUUUGGCAGCAUUACCGUGUUGUUCAAUUGGGUUGGCGGCCUACAGAUACAAUCUCACGAUCCCUCCGAAUAG